UGAAGCUCUCCAAGUAAGCACUUCCGGUUUCCGUUUCACAACAAAAACACGACAGGGAUGAUCUCAUCGAGCACCAUCAGCUGAUUAAAUGGGACCGUAUCCAGGAUCAGAUUCAGACGACACGUUUGACUAUUUAUUUAAGAUUGUAUUGAUUGGAGAUGCUGGGGUGGGAAAGACCUGUGUAGUACAGAGGUUCAAGUCAGGGACUUACGUGGAGAAACAUGGGUCAACCAUCGGGGUUGACUUUACCAUGAAAACUCUACAGAUUGACGGAAAGCUGAUUAAGCUCCAAAUCUGGGACACAGCUGGACAAGAAAGGUUUCGAACCAUCACACAGAGUUACUACCGCAGUGCCAAUGGAGUCAUUAUUGCUUAUGACAUCACAAAAAAGGGCUCGUUUGACAGCGUGUCCAGGUGGAUAGAGGACGUGAAAAGAUAUGCAGGGCCAAACAUUGUACAGUGUAUUAUAGGAAACAAAAAAGAUAUGGAACAUCUACGAGAGGUCAAUUUAUCAGAAGCAAAAGCAUUCGCUCAGCAUCAUGGGAUGGUUGAUGCCAUAGAAACCAGUGCCAAAGAGAACACAAAUAUAGAAGAACUGUUUAUGGAAAUGGCAAAGGAAUUGAAGACCAAAUAUGGUGGAGACUCAAUGAUGGAGAACACAUCCUCAAGUAAAAUCCAGCUGAACACCAAGACUGUGGGUGGGGGCUUCAGUUGUUGUGGCAGUUAAAAUGUCUGUGUUUUUAAUGGUGGAAAUGAAAUAUUGCAUUUUGAUUCUAAAAAAGUCAGAUUUAUCAUUAGCUGUAAUAUGUUGGAAUAAAAUUCCUGCACAUGCUUAAAUAGAUAUUGAUUGAAAAAUUUGAUCAUUCCAAUGCCUUCGUAGAUGAUGUAAUGUUGUUUGUUAAGCUGAGUGAGAAAUGGUGUGUCUGAACAAAAUAGUGAUAACAUGUAAAAUACAUUUAGAAAAAGUUUAAAUUAAUCUCAGAAAUGCUUUGCUAAUUGAUUGACACUGUGCUAAAGUAAGUAUGAAUGAUUAAAGAAAUGAUACUUUGAUGCAUGCAGCCUAAGGGUACUAGCAGAGGUCAUCAGUCUCUGGCUAAAACAUAAUACAUUGAUAUCAUAUGUGUAGAUAAGAUUUUAUCUAUUGAAUUUGGUUGUUGUAAAUAGUAAAAGAAAUUGUAAAGGUAGUGAUAAAAAAAAGCCUGUGCAAUAUUUUUAUAUACCGGUAGAUUAUUUAUUAAAAAAAUUUCUUUUUAUUUUGUGUAAAUUUUUCACAAUAGACAUAGUUGAAGGUAUAUUGAAUGGUAGAGUAUAUUAAGGAUGUUUGCUUCUGAGACUUCAAUAAGUUAUAGGUUUUAGUGUAUUUGAUAGAAGUUAUCUGAAUUUUUUUCUAUAGAUAAACUCUGUAUUACAACAUUGCUAUACAAUUUUAAAUAGAAUAAAUUUCUAACAUGUAUCAGACAACAUACACUUUUUACGAUUGGAUAUACAAAAUAUUAUGUGAUGGAGGGUUACGUUGAAGGAAAAGUUUGAAAUCUGCAUAAAAAAUAUUAACUUCUGCAUUUUAUAUAAAAUAUUUUUAGGAUUCAAUUUUAUCGAUCAAGUUAAGUAUUUAUAUUUGGAAAAGGUUUUAGUUUUAGCAAGUACUCAGUAUUUUUUUUUUUUAAAUGUCUAGGUAAUCCUUGACAAAAUUCUCCUAAACAUUGUACUGAUUCCUAUCUCAAUAAUUUUAAUGUGACAUCUGUGUUCUCUUUUUAGAAGAAAAUAUAUUUCAAGACAUAAUGAUUUAAAUUACAUGAUACAAAAUUAUCAAAAUGAAAUUUACUUAAGACAAAUUGUGAAUAUUUUAUAUCAUUUUAUUGAACUGAAUUUUCAUUGAUCUUUUUUUAUUAUUAUUCUUGUAUUAAAAUGUAUGCGAGAUAAAUUUCUUUUUCAUCUAAAUCCAGAACAUUCUCUGUACUAGGAUUGCUAUCCGUUGAAUUUCAUGUCAUUGAGAGCAGGAGAGGCAACUUCAGGUGAUAAAACAUUCUACCUUGACAGUGAACGAUUUUACAAUUUUUACUAAAGUGAUGCCAAAACAAGCUGGCAUAGCCCAGCUCUAGCAACCAAAAUUUAAGAUAUGAAUCCCAAAUGCAUACUUAAUGAUCAAAUCAACGUGAAAAGGAAAGUUAACAUCAAUUGUUGAAUGAUAAUAGGUAUUAUGUUUGUUUUACUGUUAAUGGUUUCUUUUUCUCCCUGAAAAAGUGACAAAUUUAAAUUCUUUUGGUGAUGGUUCUAUGAUUGUUAAGUUUUUCUUACAUUUAGCAUUCAUUAGAUAUUUAAGAGACUGAAGAAUUGAUACGUUGUUGUAAGUACUGUGUUUUGAUGUUUGAUCACACAAGUUGAACAAACCAAGUUAGUCAGAAGAGCUCAUCCCUAGAAAGAAAAUCAAGGGGGAAAUCUUUUUAUAGAUUGAAAUAUUGAUAUGUAUUCAUAAAUUUUGAAGACUUUUAGCCAGACAGAGUUAUAUGUAAUUCACUAGAUCAAAUGAAUUAAACACUUAAAUGGAAAAUAUCUUAUUCCGUAUUAAUUUCACUUAAUAAGGAAAUAGCUAUAUACACAGAACUCUCUCACUCAUACUUAAUUAAAGUCUUAAUUAUAGUUAAUAUUUAAUCACACCUGACACAUCUUUUAAAAUUUUUGGUCUUACAUGUAUUUAUAAAUGCGUUCUGUAUUAAACAAUGUAUACUUAUGUCCUGUUUGAACUGUAAAUCAGUGAUGAAACUUUGCAUAUCUCUCUCUCGUUAGUUUCACUCUUGCCUUAAAACUCAGGGUCUUUAAAAUGAAAGAAGUAUUAAUGAGAUAGAAAGCUGUUUCAUAAAAUGUGACUGAAACAUUAUAUUUCAUUCCUUGUAGAUAAUUUUGCUCAGCAACAAAAACUAUGAAUUGUGUACUACAUGUACAUGUAUAUGAUUAUUUUUAGAUGGAAGUUAUUUCGAUAUAUUCUAUAAUUACUCUGUUGUAUAAUGUUUGUUAGAAGAAAUAUAUGAAUGUCUCUUGUGGAAAUGAAAGAGCAUAUGUUCUGGGAAUGGCUUUAAAAUGGCAUUGCAUAUGUAUGAGUUUUAUGUUCUUUUGUGGAAUGCCAUGUUCACAUCGGGUAACUCCGUUUACAUAUGUACCUGAUCAGGAUAAAGGGCUCACGGCGGGUGUAACCGGUCGACAGGGGGUGCUUGCUCUUCCUGGGCACCUGAUCCCGCCUCUGGUGUGUCCGGGGGUCCGUGUUUGCCCAACUAUCUAUUUUGUAUUGCUUAUAGGUGUUAUGAGAUUGAUCACUGUUGGUUAUCUUCACCUUUCAUGUAAAUCAUACAUAGAUGUUUGCACAAAUGAAUUGCACAUGUUUACUAGUUGAAUGCUCUGCAAUUAUUGAAAACAAACCAUGAGAAAUAUCUGAAUUAUUUUGAAAAUUUUCGGAGGACUAUUGAAGUUGCAAAAUCAAAACUUUCGUGCUCAACUUUUCUUUGAGCUGAGUCUACUUGGAAUUUUAUGGAAAAGGUUCAAGCAUUGCGCUCUCAAAGGGUAUCAAAUGCGUCGGUAAUGAGGUUAAUGUUGACGUAUUUAUUUUUGCCCACAUGUUGGGUUUUUUUGUUUGUUUUUUUUUUUUUUUUUUUUUUUGUAUAAGUGGGUUUAAAAAAAAUAGCACUUGACAGGAAAGGAUUUAACGCAAGUUAAGGAGGUAUACUACAUUGUCAUAAAGGCUGACUUUCAUGUAAAUCAUGAAUGAAAAUAUAAAUAUCAGCAAUAUUUCUCUAUUCCUUUUAGAUUUUAGUGCCUACCUGGGUAGGUUAGAGUGGUGACUGCAGAGCUGUAGAUCGCUUGUUGGAGUCUAGCAAAUUUUAUUCCGAUAGUUUUCUACUAAAACUGCAUUUUUGACUAAAUAAAGUGACAUUUAAAGUUUUCAAUUUCCAAAAUUAAUAUUGUUGUACUUAUCCUACAUUUUUCAUCCACAUUAAAUUUCUCCGAUGUAGCAUUCCUCCUUAAAUUCGGAUAUAAGUGAAUUCAAGUCAAAUCGUCAUGUUUCAGGGAUUCUACCUAGCAUUUUCCAUCUCUCCAAAAAGCCUCAAAACUUCACAAACAACUCUCUCUCUCAUAAGAAAUAAUUUUUAGGGGCAAGGAUGUAGAAAAGGAAGUGAAAGAGUGAUUAAAAAAAAACUCCGAGUUUUCUGUAUAGCAUUACUUAUGUAUUGAUCGCUGACAGGAGAAUAUUGCUUACACAUCGUGCUUAUCACGUCACGAAGAUUCAAAGUACUGAAAAUAUCCGAUGGUGGAGCACCUUAAUAUCCAAAGAUGAAGCAAUAAAUAAACAAUUUAUUUUGCAACGUUGGUAGAUCUCUGGUGAGAGAUAAUGAAUUCAAAAAGUUUCCUUUUUUCAGAGAGAAAUUAUUGCACAUAUACUAAAAUAUGUCCUUUCUGCAAAAAGGUUAUGUGUCUGAGUUUAAAAUGUGAACGGAACUAGGAAUAUCGUAGGUUUCUUUUUAAUUAUUAUUAUUAAAUGGAUUUUCAAAAAUUAUUGUGAAAUACCACAUGAUGUAUUCUAUUUCACCCUUACAAGGAAAUAACACUAUCUGGUUGAUAAAAUGUCGAUAUAAAUUAUCAAAUCUGUCAGAUGUGGUCAUUUAUCGAAUUUUCAAAAGUAGCAUUGAAAUAUUUGAUAAUUUUUAACGUAAUUUUCUGUAUUAGAUAAUAAAUACUUAUAAACACACUGGACACUUCCGGAUUUUGUAAAUGAGGUAGAUUAAAUGUCAUAUGCAAAAUGCACAAGAAUCACUUUGUUCAAGUAAUGUUUUGUUUUAUUAAAGUCAGCUUUUACGCACUGCUUCAAAGAGUUUACAGUUUCAUACACUUAAACAUCCUAUCUUAUUAUUAUUUUUUUUAUCACAAAUGAUUCUUUUCAAUUUGAUAAAUAUUUCACUCCAAUUACCCUCUUGUCAUGCUUUCUAUCGUCUUCUAUAAUAUACGAUGACAAUUAAAAGAUUAAUGCUCUACAUGUAUAUUUACAUGAUGUUUUUAGAAGUUAAUUUAGCAAACUAUGAUCUAUUUCAGUGCGUCACACGUGGCUAUUAAGUGCUUUUGCAUAAUAAAUAUUAUUAUAUACGGAUGAUACAUAAUCUUAGGCUGAUAUGUUGGAAGAGAUAGACGUAGUAAUUGUUUUAUAGAUUUACAGUAUACGAGCACAGUUAAUUUUAUAUUACAUAGAAGAUAUAUAUACCAUAGAAACAAGGUAUAAAGAGUGCGGUAGGAAUUAGUUGUUGGCCUUCUAUCAAACCUUUUCACAUUACAAAGAUGAUCUCUAUAUAUGACUGCUCAUCACUAGGUACAACGUUUAUUAAUGAUUUCAUAAUUGAAUUAUCUCAUCAAGUAUUAAGACAUUUCGUCGCUUUUUCAUGUUGGUGGUGAUUGUUUUUGCUGAAUUUUGGUUGUUGUGUUUAUUUUUUUUUAUCGGAUAGAUUUUUAGAAUUUGGCAAAGGAUGCAUCAUUAUGUAUUUUUCAGAACCUUCUACAUUUGAAGCCUAUUCUCUGAUAACACGUGUUGUUUAUAGAGAAUACUUUGCUUUGUUUAGUAGUGGAUAUAAAUUAAGGCGUACCUUCGUUAUCGAAUAUUGAUGUCGUGUUGUUAUCCAUGAAAGCAUGCUUGAAAUAUGUAUUUAUUCAUUUUUUUUUUCCAUGUCACUCUUAGAGAUUGAACUGCAAAGAACAUCAGUGAAAAUGAAAAUAAACUUCUACAGAUGAGUAUCUGAUAUUUCUUGA
This is a messenger RNA of Ostrea edulis (European flat oyster), 5781 nucleotides long. RefSeq names its product ras-related protein Rab-43-like. The coding region runs from base 89 to 727 and encodes 212 amino acids. The record is from RefSeq and is a predicted model, not a curated record. Gene Ontology annotation, molecular function: GTPase activity; GTP binding. Lineage: Eukaryota; Metazoa; Mollusca; Bivalvia; Ostreida; Ostreidae. The transcript is spliced from 4 exons. Gene Ontology annotation, cellular component: trans-Golgi network.